GAAUAGCAAGCCUAAUGGCGUCAUUUCUCUGUUUCAACGGAUGAAGAAAAUUUCCAGGAUGCUGUGGUGAUGGCAUCGCGAUGACCACGGCACCAAAAGGAAAAUUCCAUGAAAAUUACAUUGAUCCACGAGGAAAUUUCCUGCUAGACCAAAGAGUGCAAUGAAAAGAUGUUACGUCAAAUACCUAUCCCGAUCGCUGAAAAAACGGAGCUACUACACCGUUUUCGAGACGUAUGUUCGCGGGUUGCUUCUUUCUGCAACUCCAAGUCUUUGAAACAGGGUGUUUGCAUUCACAGCCAAAUAAUCAAAUUGGGUAUUCAAGAUCAUUUGUAUUUAAACAACAAUCUGCUGUCUCUUUACGGGAAAUGCUUCGGGUUGGAACAUGCACGCCAAUUCUUCGAUGAAAUGCCGCGCAGGGAUGUUGUUUCCUGGACUGGGAUUCUCUCUGCUUAUGUUAAGGAGGAGAAACACGAAGAGGCCCUUGAUAUCUUCGAUCUUAUGAUCCUUUCGGGUCCGUUUCCAAAUGCCUUCACUUUAUCCACCGUCUUACGUUCAUGUUCUGCUCUGGGAGAAUUCAGUUUUGGAAAACGUAUUCAUGCUUCUUCAAUAAAGCAUGGGUUCGAGUCGAACCAAAUUUUGGGUAGCGCUUUAAUUGGUUUCUACUGCAAGUUUAAUUAUUCUGACGAGGCAUGUAAACUUUUUAGCUAUAUGGAUAAAGGUGAUACCAUAUCAUGGACCACGAUGAUUUCUUCUUCUGUACAAGCUGGGAAGUGGAGUCAGGCUUUGCGGCUUUAUAAGGAUAUGAUAGAAUCUGAUGUUUCUCCAAACGAGUUUACUUUUGUUAAACUUUUAGCGGCAUCUGGUUCAGUUAGUUUGAACCAUCGGAAAUUGUUUCAUGCCCAUAUGAUAGUUUUGGGAGUUGAAAUGAAUUUGGUAGUAAAGACGGCACUGUUUGAUAUGUAUUCAAGAUACCAGAUGAUGGAAGAUGCCAUUAAGAUCUCAAAGCUCACACCCGAAUUUGAUGUAUUAUUAUGGACUGCCAUUAUCUCUGGGUUGGCUCAGAACUUCAAGUUCAAGGAGGCUGUUGCUGCAUUUCAGGAGAUGGAGAUUUCCGGAAUAUUGGCAAAUAAAUUCACAUAUUUGAGUAUGCUGGUUGCUUGCACGUCAAUUCUGUCACUGGAUUUGGGAAGGCAGAUCCACUCUAGGGUUAUCAAGACUGGCUUGGAGUACGAUGUUCCCAUAGGAAAUGCACUUGUUGAUAUGUACAUGAAAUGUUCUCUCACAGUAGAAGAUGGGUUGAGAGUGUUUACAGGUAUAGAGUCACCUAAUAUCAUCUCUUGGACAUCAUUGAUUGCAGGUUUUUCUGAACAUGGAUUUCAACAGGAUUCGUUUAACUCAUUUAUGGAGAUGAGGGCUGUUGGAGAGCAACCGAAUUCAUUUACUCUCUCUAUCAUUCUCAGGGCCUGCAGUGCAAUAAAAUCUCUGAAUCAGACGUCGCAGCUACAUGGAUUUAUAAUCAAGACUAAUGCAGACCAUGAUAUUAUAGUUGGUAAUGCUCUUGUGGAUGCUUAUGCUGGAUCGGGGCAGGUAGAUGAUGCAUGGCAUGUGGUACGAUAUAUGAAGCAACGAGAUGCCAUCACAUACACAAGUCUGGCUUCAAGAUUUAAUCAGAUGGGCCGUCAUGAACUUGCAUUAAAUGUAAUGGGUCACAUGUUCAAUGACAAUGUGGAGAUAGAUGGAUAUAGCCUGGCAUGCUUCUUUUCUGCAUCAGCUAGCUUGGGCAGAACUGAAACUGGGAAGCAACUUCACUGUUAUUCUGUGAAAUCCGGUUUAAGCGGCUGCAUUUCAGUCUCGAAUAGCCUAGUUGACCUGUAUGGGAAAUGUGGACUUCUUAAUGAUGCUCGCAGAGCAUUUACAGAAAUAACUAAGCCGGAUGUUGUAUCAUGGAAUGGCUUGAUAUCUGGAUUGGCAUCAAAUGGAUAUGUCUCCUCUGCUCUUUCUGCUUUUGAUGAUAUGAGGUUAUCAGGAGUCAAACCUAAUUCUGUUACAUUCUUGUCAGUGCUUUUCACUUGCAGUCAUGGAGGUUUAGUGGACCUGGGUCUCCAGUACUUUUAUUCUAUGAGGGAGAUGCACGAUGUAGAACCACAAUUGGAUCACUAUGUUUGUUUAGUAGAUCUCCUUGGCCGAGCUGGCAGGCUGGAGGAGGCUAUGGAUGCCCUAGAAACUAUGCCUUUUAAGCCAGAUGCUUUGAUCUACAGAACUUUGUUGGCUGCCUGCAGAGUUCAUAAGAAUAUGGCUCUUGGAGAACAAGUGGCAAGGCUAGGUCUAGAGCUUGAUCCGUCGGAUCCUGCAUUCUAUACGCAGCUUGCAAAUUUGUAUAAAAACUGUGGGCGGUCAGAUUUGAGUAAAAGACUCGGUUGUUGACCAAAGACAGAGGGUUGAACAACAUUGUGUACGCUUAGGAGAAAUGAAAGCAACAAUUACUCUUUCUACACAGGAGAUAGAUCAUGUCCCACAUUCAUGAGAUUUAUUGGAAUUAUUUUACGAGAGAGUUUAAGGAUCAGGGAUAUCAAGGUAAUGAAGAUUUGUUUUACCAGUGGGAACAUAGUUGUUGCUCUUGGUCUUUGACAAUUAGCAUAGCUAUCAAAGGGUACUACUACAUGCUUAAUCAAAUAUAUGCACAUUCGUAGAGAUUCCCAUGACAUCAUAAGCAGUGUGACAGAUGUGGUCAAUAGAGAUAUGGAAUUUGACUCAAUUCUAUUUUUUUUCAGUAAAAGUGUGUAUUCAUGCUUGGAUAUUGCAAGAAGUUAUCAUUCUCAAUAGCCUUCCAUAAUCAACUGAAACUGCAAUGCUGAACAGGCCAUAACCAUGGCCAUCGUCAUGGCCAUCGCCUUACAUUAUGAAAGAAGGGAGCGGAUAAAGCAGUUGGGAUGGUCAACGAGCUAAAACCUCAGGCAUCAACUCCCGGUAAGAGUUUUUGAAAAGGAUAUCAGGCCACUCUUCAGGUGUCUGUCUCUGGUAAGAGUUUCUGAAAAGGUGGGUUAUACAAAAGCCCACCAGCUGCGGCCCAAUGAAUUGUGCUUAGAGCCUCAGGCCCUUAGGGUUUUCCCAUUCUUAUCAUAUAAUGGCUUUUCUUGAGAUGAUUCUGUGUGUUGUAUGAACUAAUGGAGCCAUGAUUAUUUUGGAUUAUGCCUUUAGUGACAAGAAGUCAAGAA
Hevea brasiliensis (rubber tree) is the source of this 3215-nucleotide messenger RNA. RefSeq names its product pentatricopeptide repeat-containing protein At5g52850, chloroplastic. The record is from RefSeq and is a predicted model, not a curated record. The transcript has 2 exons. Lineage: Eukaryota; Viridiplantae; Streptophyta; Magnoliopsida; Malpighiales; Euphorbiaceae. Gene Ontology annotation, molecular function: protein binding; RNA binding. Gene Ontology annotation, biological process: RNA modification. Bases 169 to 2424 code for a protein of 751 amino acids.